Molecule: messenger RNA, 3727 nt
Organism: Juglans regia (Persian walnut)
Lineage: Eukaryota; Viridiplantae; Streptophyta; Magnoliopsida; Fagales; Juglandaceae
Exons: 8
Coding region: 106-3402 (1098 amino acids)
Source: RefSeq, a predicted model, not a curated record
ACCGUUUGCGACCCGACCUUAAGCCCCAAGUCUCCUCCUGUACGUUUGCUUGUUUGGUGCCAGUAACAAGGUAGCGAACAAGGAGUAGAGAGCAACGAGAGCACGAUGAAGGAGUGGAAAUUGCUGGUGCCGGUGGUUCCUUUUGUUGUCCUUGCAACAUUCUUAAUAUUAGCUGUUGACUCUGAGUCGGACGGCGUUGGAGAAUGGCAGAUGCUCACCAAGCAAAACUUCUCUUCUCAGAUUCGACUCCACCCCCAUAUCCUCCUCUUCGUCACUCUUCCCUGGUCCGGUGAGUUUCGCUCCCUUAUGAAAGAAGUAUCACAUGUGGUUUCUGAUCGACAAGAGGAGUUUAGCUCGCUAAAGUUGAUGUUUAUGUAUAGAAAUAGGGAAAAGAUGUUGGCAGAUGCUGUCAGUGCUACCGAGGAAAUAACAAUUUUAUACUACCAACAUUCUAUAUCUUACAAAUAUCGAGGAAGAUACCGAGCACAAAAUAUAUUAUCCUCAAUCUAUCCCCAUAUGUUGCUUGUGCCUGAAGAACUUCCUCUCAAGUCCCUGAAGAGUCUAGAGGACUUGAAGAUGUUUAUUAGUUCAACUGACAAGGCUCUACUUCUCCUUGAAUUCUGUGGAUGGACCCCUAAAUUGCUGGCCAAGGAGAAGAAAAAUGGAACUGAGAGUGAUUCUGGUGCACAAGGCAUGAGCUUUAAUGAAUCACCGACUAACCAGAAGGUGGCUGGGGAUGAAAAAUGGAAGUGUGGUGUGGAAAAUGGGUUCAGUGAAGUUCCUUGGCUUGGGGAAUUUAGCUCAAGAAAUGGAAGUGCUCCUUUUGAGGAAAUUGAGAAUGUACACUCUAGCGCCUCUUCCUGUUCCUUAGAAGAAUUUCAGCAGUUUGAUUCUUUCUUCUCGAAGUUCAUGAUUGUUGCAAGAGAGCUCUUUCUGCCCCCUGAAAGACAUAGAUUUGGUCUGGUCUCAGAAAGAUCAAUGCUUUCAUCUCUUGGUCUCGAAGAUUCUGAUUCAUGGUUUGCAGUGCUUUACUUUGCUGGAUGUCCUACUUGUUUAAAGAUUAUUAGGAAAGCGGAUGACCUCAAUAAUGUUUUACACAUUGACAAUCCUGUUGUUAUGGAGCUGGAAGGAAAUAAGAAUGAUAUCGAGCCUGCUUUACCUGCAAAUAAGCCCUCAAUGCUUCUAUUUGUGGAUAGAUCUUCUAACUCAUCAGAAACUAGAGGUAGGGUUAAGGAAGCUCUUGAUGCAUUUAGAGAAUUGGCGCUGCACUAUCAUAUUUCAAAUCAGAUAAGCGAGCAAGAGAGGGAACAUUCAGAGAAACCUUCAGUCCAAGAUUAUCAAGCAUUGGGCAGUAAAGCGAAACAUCCGAGAUUAAAACUAUCUCCAACAGCUCGGAAGAUUAAAUUGAAGGAGAAGCUGUCCACUAUCAUGAUUUUAAAUGAUGAAAAACAUGUCACUUUGGAUAAAAUAGCUUCAAAUCUAGAAGACGGUUCCUUGCCUAAGAUCUUGGCACACCUUCUUCGACAAAAUAAAGAACUUAAAUUAAGCUCCCUUGUGAAGGAGUUGGGUUUCCAACUUUUAUCUGAUGAUAUUGACAUCAAGUCAGCAAAUACAUUGCCAUCACAGAGAGUUCAGCCUGAUCAAGUUUCACCUGUAGUUUUUAAGGAAGGUCUCGUCUCAAAUAGUGAUGAUUUGGACAAAGAUCAACACACAGAAAAAAGUGUAUCUGCUCAGGUGCAGGAGGGAAAUUCUAAACUCACCGAUGGUGAACCUUCUUCUCAAUAUAAUGAAGGGACGAAGGCUUAUGUUGAUAACAUUAAGCAAUUAAUAUCUGUUGAAGCUCACCAAUCUGUUACAGCUCUUAAAGAUGUAGUGGUCGAAGAGAAAAGACCUGAAGAUGUGGCUGUUGAAGAAAAUAAGUUUUCUCAUGCAGACAACUUAGGUGAACAACAGCUUCACUUUCGAAGUUUUGAGGGCUCUUUCUUCUUUUCUGAUGGUAACUACCGGUUACUUAGAGCUAUGACUGGUGGUUCAAAGAUUCCAUCUGUGGUAAUAAUUGAUCCAACUUUGCAGCAACAUUAUGUACUACCCCAAGAGUCAAAUUUCAGCUACUCUUCACUUGCUGAUUUUCUUAAUGAAUUUAUUAAUGGAAGUCUUCUUCCAUAUCAACGGUCCGAACCUGUUAUUCAAAGCCCUAGGGAGGCCACUCGUCCUCCAUUUGUAAACGUGGAUUUUCAUGAAAUGGAUUCUGUCCCUCGAGUUACCACACAUACAUUCUCUGAGCUGGUUCUUGGUUUUAACCAAUCUGACACCAAAAAUGCAGCCCAUGCCUGGAAUAAGGAUGUGUUGGUCCUUUUUAGCAAUAAUUGGUGUGGGUUUUGUCAAAGGAUGGAACUGGUUGUUCGCGAAGUAUAUCGGGCUGUGAAGGGCUACAUGAAUGCGUUAAUGGGUGGAUCAAGGGAUGUGGAAAAAUUGUUUAAUAGCGACAUUUUGAGGGAUGCCUUGGUGAAGCUUCCACUGAUCUAUUUAAUGGAUUGCACAUUGAACGAUUGCAGUUUCAUAUUAAAAUCAAUAGAUCAGGAUGAAGUUUAUCCUGCUCUGAUGUUAUUUCCAGCAGAAAGGAAGAAUACUGUCUUCUAUGACGGAGAUAUGGCAGUAGCUGAUGUAAUCAAGUUCAUAUGUGAUCAUGGAAGCAAUUCUCAACAUCUUAUGAGUGAUAAGGGAAUUCUACGGACCGUUGCUGAAAAGGGAGGCAAGAGUCCGGUUCUAUUUAAGUAUGCAUCUACAACUGAAAUUCAUGACAAAAUCACACUCGCAGAGGACAAAUACCAUGACAGCCUAUUAAAAGACAGGACGCCAAAAGGAGUCUUCAAGUACAUUCAAACCAAAUCUCAUACAUUGAAAGACUUGCACGAAACUGCCCCUCGUGUUGUAGCCGGUUCUGUCCUAAUUGCUACUGAAAAACUUCUCAGCAUACAACCAUUUGGUCAGUCUCUAGUUCUCAUUGUAAAAGCUGAUGAAAUUACUGGAUUUCAAGGUCUAAUUAUCAACAAGCCCAUCAGAUGGGACUCACUGAGUGAACUGGAAGAAGGGUUAGAAAUGCUAAAAGAAGCUCCUCUGUCCUUUGGGGGACCACUUAUGACACACGGAGCACCUCUUGUCGCCUUAACUCGAAGUGAUACUAAAAAUCAGUAUCCUGAAGUUCUACCAGGUGUUUACUUCAUUGAUCAAGUCGCCACAAUCCGUGAAAUUAAAGACUUCAAGUCAGGCAACCGAUCCAUUGCUGCCUAUUGGUUUUUCUUGGGCUACUCCAGCUGGGGUUGGGACCAGCUGUUUGAUGAGAUUGCUGAAGGGGCUUGGAAUGUCAGCGAUGAUGGUUUGAGCCAUUUAAAAUGGCCAUGAAGUUUUAACUAUUUAAUCAGCUGGAUUGCAUGGCUUCAAAUAUGAUAGAACCUUUGGGUAACUUUAACAGGGACUUCAAAACAGCGGACGAUCACUGAAGUAUGGUUACACAGAAGAGCGUGGCACACAUUAAUUAGAAGUUGAUAUGUUUAUAAUAUUAUUAGUUUUUUGUGCACGAUAAUUUGUAAAUGCAAUACUGUUAGUUUUAUUUCUACUAAAAUGAGUUACCUAGCUGUAAGUAAUUCCAUCAAGAUUUUCAUGCUUGGGAUUUUAAUUUUUGGGUCAGUUUAUUUUAUGAUUGAACAUAGUUGGUUUGUUGAAUUUA